Molecule: messenger RNA, 345 nt
Organism: Raphanus sativus (radish)
Lineage: Eukaryota; Viridiplantae; Streptophyta; Magnoliopsida; Brassicales; Brassicaceae
Product: 30S ribosomal protein S10, chloroplastic-like
Biological process (GO): translation
Cellular component (GO): mitochondrion; ribosome; small ribosomal subunit
Molecular function (GO): RNA binding; structural constituent of ribosome
Source: RefSeq, a predicted model, not a curated record
UGGUUAAGUUAAUUUGUUUUAUUGUGUAAGCAGAUGGCGCCAAAGCAAAAGAUUAGGAUCAAGCUUAGAUCAUACUGGGUGCCUCUUAUUGAGGGCUCAUGCAAACAGAUACUUGACGCUGCAAGAAACACCAAUGCCAAGACUAUGGGUCCUGUUCCAUUGCCGACCAAGAAGCGUAUCUACUGUGUUCUCAAGUCUCCCCACGUUCACAAGGAUGCAAGGUUUCACUUUGAGAUCCGGACUCACCAGCCGAUGAUUGAUAUUCUCUACCCUACUGCUCAGACCAUCAACUUCUUGAUGCAGCUGGAUCUCCCUGCUGGUGUUGAUGUGGAUGUCAAGCUCUGA